GGGUUUGGCGAGAAGGGGAAGUGACGAGGGAUGGAAUGUUCCUGAAAGUUCGAGCAAUUUGUUGAAAGUGUUGCGGAGAGACGGUGAGGGCGGUGGGCCUGAAUCAUUGACUGGUUACAGCACAAGUUGGUUGGGGGACGGAUAUUGGCCAGGACACUGGGGAAGAACUCCCUCUGCUUUUUAGUCGAAACAGUGACAUCCAUCUUUUACAUCCCCGUGGGCUCAUUUGAAAGACAGCUGGGAAAUGACAUGUUGAACCAGAUGAUCUAUAUAAAUUCAGAAGAAAAUCUCUACACAUCGAUGAAUAAAUUCCUGGAAUAGUUCGCUUGAUUGGGCAAUCAAGGUAGAAAAUGGGGAAGGAUUAUUAUAAAAUCCUGGGCAUUAAUAAAGGAACAGCAGAAGAAGAUAUCAAGAAGGCAUAUAGGAAGCUAGCCCUUAAGUACCAUCCCGAUAAGAACAAAUCUCCAGAUGCAGAGGAUAAGUUCAAGGAAAUCGCUGAGGCUUAUGAUGUACUGAGUGACCCCAAGAAACGGGAAAUCUAUGACCAAUUUGGAGAGGAAGGGUUAAAGGGUGGUGGAUCUGCAGGUCCCAAUGGCACCAACUUCCAGUACACAUUCCAUGGGGACCCCCACGCUGUGUUUGCCGAAUUUUUUGGGGGGAGGAACCCAUUCGACAUAUUCUUUGGACAAAGGAAUGGCGAGGAAGACAUGGAGAUUGAUGACGAUCCCCUGAGCUCUUUCAGUGGAUUCAGCAUGGGUGGCAUGGGCAAUAUGGGCAACAUGGGUGGCAUGUCUGGGUUUCACCGGACGCGGGGGUCUGCCAAAAAGCAGGACCCUCCCGUCACCCACGAUCUGAAAGUUUCCCUGGAAGAGAUUUUUACCGGCUGCACCAAGAAGAUGAAAAUCCGGCGGAAGCGGCUGAACCCUGACCGGCACACGUCGAGGCAGGAAGACACCAUCCUCACCAUCGAAAUCAAGAAGGGUUGGAAGGAAGGGACCAAGAUCACCUUUCCCAAGGAAGGGGAUGAAACUGCCAACAACAUUCCUGCCGAUAUCAUCUUCGUGCUGAAGGACAAGCCACAUCCAGUCUUUAAGCGGAACGGAUCCGAUAUCAUCUAUCAAGCAAAGAUCAGCCUCCGGGAGGCCCUAUGCGGUUGCACGUUAUCUAUACCGACACUGGAUAAGAAAACCCAUAUGAUGGCAUUCAAGGAUGUCAUUCAGCCAGGCUCGCAGAGAAGGAUACAAUCAGAAGGAUUGCCACUGCCAAAGCAACCAGACCGGCGUGGCGAUUUGGUGAUUGAGUUUCACGUGCGUUUUCCCGAAUCUCUCUCAAAUGCAACGAAGGAUAAACUCAAGGAACUCCUGCCACUGUAACUGCUGCAGAAAUCUUGGGAGUCUAGUGAUUUGUGGAAUGGGGAAAGGAAAGAAAGAAAUUGUAUUUUAGUGGACUGUAACUGCUAGGCUGUGGUCCUAAAGUAGUCAUCCCAACUUGGACAUUUACUAUUGAGCAAGUUGCUUAAUGGGCUUUUUAAAAAAAAAUCUAUAUUCCAGUCUUUACACGAUUACAAACUGUUGGUGCGCAGACUGUACCUUCAGAACACUAGCACCAACUGUUCAAUCCUGUACGUUUUGUUGUUCAGUGUAAAUAAUGCAUUCAUUUGUAACCAAAAAUAAUAUGCGACAUUAAUAGUAUUGGCCAUUCUAUUCAAAUAUUGUCUGUCUGUAACUCAUUACCUCUUUGUUAAAACAAUAAAUAAUUUUCCUUCA
This is a messenger RNA of Carcharodon carcharias (great white shark), 1766 nucleotides long. RefSeq names its product dnaJ homolog subfamily B member 1-like. NCBI's taxonomy places the organism in Eukaryota, Metazoa, Chordata, Chondrichthyes, Lamniformes, Lamnidae. Gene Ontology annotation, molecular function: Hsp70 protein binding; transcription corepressor activity. The record is from RefSeq and is a predicted model, not a curated record. The transcript has 5 exons. Gene Ontology annotation, cellular component: cytosol. The coding region runs from base 351 to 1373 and encodes 340 amino acids.